CUGUAGUCAUUAAAUCGAAAUAUCUUACUGUGAUUUUCAUUAACGAUCGUCGCGAAAAGACAAGGGAUUAUUAUAUGAAGGACGCGUCGUCGUUCAGAUCGAUUGUCACGCAUAAUCACGUUCAUGAGAUCAACAAAUAUGUUCCGGAGUUGUCAAGCGUCUCCGAUGUGUUAGUUGUGGGGGAGGUCGAGGAUCAGGUCUUUGCUACGUUGCUUUGAGAAGCAUUCGAUUUAAUCGGCGGGAAAAAUCAGGCCGGUUUAUGUCAAGUGCCGAGUGAAAACUUUCACUCGUGUACGCAGGAACGACUGAUCGUUUGGUGAGGAAGACGGUGUGCGGGGUACGGGUAAGUGCUAAGAGCAUCGUGAUUGCGGAUACGCGAUAUUAUGAUCUACGAAAUAAUAAAGCAUCAGUGUUCGUAUCACAGGAGGAUGCUAGUUUUCCGAUUUUUGCGAUAUCAGAUAUUUGAUAAACGUAUGGUGAAAAGUAUUGUGUGAUCAAUAAUAAGUAUUAAAAUAAUCAGCAAUAUGUUCAGUUUUCACAAACCCAAAGUUUAUCGAUCCAGUACCGGAUGUUGUAUUUGCAAAGCUAAAUCUAGCAGUUCAAGAUUUACUGAUAGCAAAAAAUACGAAGAAGAUUUUAUAAAAUGUUUUCAAUUGGAAGAAAAACGCACUGGGGAAAUUUGUAAUGCUUGUGUAUUGUUAGUUAAGAGAUGGAAAAAGUUACCAGCUGGAAGUAAUCGCAACUGGAGACAUGUUGUAGAUGCUCGUGCAGGGCCUGGAAUUAAAUCGUUGACUAAAUUUAAAUCCAAAAAUAAAAAAAAACUUAAAGACGCACCCGAGAAGUUUGAAAAAAUCAUGAAAAAGAAAAGCAACAUUUAUUUGAAACCGGAAACAGAACGUGAACAAAAUCUUUCAAUGAUUGUUGAUCUGGUUGAAAAUUAUGUGCCAGAAAAUGGUAGCAAGUGUUUCAGUAGAACAGAUAGUCCCAUUGACAGCGACGAUAUUCCUACAGUUGAUAAAUCAUUAGACAUUGCUCAAGAGGUUACCAAUGCAAAAGAUGAUUUAUCUCUUAAUGGUUUCAUUGAUUUAUCUUAUUUCAAAAGGGAAGACAUUUGCUGUGGAACAAUAUUCAAAGGGCUAUAUGGAGAAGUUAUAGUAGACCCAUCAUUAAUAAAACCAUGUACAGGUUGUCUAAACAACAGUUUGUCUAAACAAAGGCAGCAACAGUCAAAUGUGCUAAGAAAUAGUCCAGCGCAUAGUUCUGCAUCGGCAAGUCCUGUUCAUAGUUCUGCAUCGGCUAGUCCUACCCACAGCGUAGAAUCAGGUCUAGAUUCGACAGUGACCAAACAAACAAGUAAAUAUAGUGAUUCGUCUUCUGAUUCUGGAUAUGAUGAGUCUUCUAAUCAAGGGGUUGGUGAGGGUAAAAUUACGAAAGUAAUUAUGAAUGUUAAUCCCAACCUUAAACCAAUUGUUAAAACGCAACCAAUAAAGAGUGUACAGUUAAAAGCUAUCCCUGUCGUAUCGGAAUCUGUCAGGUUAAAGUCAGAUGUGCCAAUUAAAUUGGUGCCUAUUAAACAAAUAGACCAACUCUCUUGUAAGCCAUUAUCUUUAGUAUCGUCAACCAAUGUUACUUUAAGCGGUAGCUCACAUACUAUUGUUACUGUCCCUGCCAACCCACUUGUUGAUUUUGCAAUGCAUGCGACUCCUUCUAGACAAUCUGUUUCUAAUUAAUGUCAAUUAUCUUAUAGCGGUUUAAUUUAUUAUUUGUUUCUUUUUUUUCUUAUAUAGGUAAAGAUAUAUGUUAUGAAACUAACAAACUUAUUUUUUAAACAUGCUACCAUCAUUACCCAGACUACAAAGGCUAUGGAAGGAUGUAUUUAGAAUUUUGUAUUUUAAAUACGAUUCAAGAGUUUAUAAUGUUAUGAAUGGGAAUAACUGAUUUCUUAACUAGGGUAAUUGUUAUGACAUGAAUUAGAUAAGUAGUGCUCUUAGAAGAAGAAAAAAAAAAAGAAAAGAAGAAGAAUUGUAAGAAGUUUUUAUUCUUACUUGUUACAAGUUGAUACAAAUAUUUGUAACUAUCUAUGAUACCAAUAACUUUAUACGAAUAACAAUGUUGAAAUUCGUUUUACACUUUUGAAGUAGUUGUAAAAGAAAAAGAAAAAAAAAGGAAAAGGAACAAUCGAAUAAGAUCAUAAAAUUUUUAUCGACUAUCGUUUGUAGAAUACUUAGAGAGAGCGUGUUAUAAACUGCCAUAUCUUAUAAAUUGCUAACCUCUUAGAAAUUCGAUAAAUUUUCUGAAAGGUUAUCAAUUUUUCCUUCAAAUAUAAUAUAAGCUGUAUGCGUUUAAUUAUCAUUAUAAAAAAAAUAUUCUAAGGAUAUAUAAGUAUUGACUCAGUGAGAAAGCAGAUGGCAGUUUAUUACAUCUCUGGUCUGAAUGCAUUUAUAAGAGUACUAUUAAAUAAUAUUCAAAGUUUAUCCAUCCACAGCUUCAGUUUUCUGGGUGAAUCUUUGCAAUCGUAUAUGCGAAUACUUUAUGUGGAUGUCCCAAAAUGCCAAUUUUUAAAUGUUCGGGUCCAAAAAUU
Polistes canadensis is the source of this 2581-nucleotide messenger RNA. RefSeq names its product protein FAM60A. Lineage: Eukaryota; Metazoa; Arthropoda; Insecta; Hymenoptera; Vespidae. The record is from RefSeq and is a predicted model, not a curated record. Gene Ontology annotation, biological process: negative regulation of cell migration. The transcript has 8 exons. Bases 525 to 1730 code for a protein of 401 amino acids.